AUGGCAGUGGUUCUGUGCUCAGUAUUUCAGAGGCCUCCAGGCAGACUACAGACUGCGAAGAAAGGUGCAGAAUCUCUCAUUGGUACAGAAUGGAUUCGUUACAAAUUUACCAAAUCAAGAAUUCCAGAUAAAGUGUUUCAGCCUAGACCUGAAGAUCAUGAAAGGUAUGGUGGAGACCCCCAGUGUAUCCCUAACCCUAAUAAACUGUGCAUUGUCACAAGAAUAAGAAGUACAAAGAGGCGCCCAUACUGGGAAAAAGAUACCAUCAAGAUGCUCAGACUACAGAAGGCAUACAGCCCUCAAAUUCACAAGAACAUCCCAUUGGUGAAUGCAAAGCUGAAAGUUGUUAAACACCUGAUAUGCAUCCAGCCCCUGAAGCUGCCACAGGGACUUCCCACAGAAGAGACUGUGUCCAGCACAUGCCUCAAGAGCACUGGGGAGUUGGUGGUGCAGUGGCAUCUGAAACCUGUGCAGCAGGAAGCAAAGUCCUGA
This is a messenger RNA of Mastomys coucha (southern multimammate mouse), 492 nucleotides long. Its product is annotated as 39S ribosomal protein L30, mitochondrial-like. Gene Ontology annotation, biological process: translation. Gene Ontology annotation, cellular component: mitochondrion; large ribosomal subunit. The coding region runs from base 1 to 492 and encodes 163 amino acids. NCBI's taxonomy places the organism in Eukaryota, Metazoa, Chordata, Mammalia, Rodentia, Muridae. The transcript has 2 exons. The record is from RefSeq and is a predicted model, not a curated record. Gene Ontology annotation, molecular function: structural constituent of ribosome.